Messenger RNA from Spinacia oleracea (spinach), 639 nucleotides. RefSeq lists its product as uncharacterized. Lineage: Eukaryota; Viridiplantae; Streptophyta; Magnoliopsida; Caryophyllales; Amaranthaceae. The transcript has 2 exons. The record is from RefSeq and is a predicted model, not a curated record. The coding region runs from base 1 to 639 and encodes 212 amino acids.
AUGGAGGAGGAAUCGCCUCCUCCACCUCCUACACCAAAAGAUGUAGAGAUGCAGGAUGAUGAUAAUGAAAGAAUUACUACAAAUCAAGGAAAAUCUACAACACUAUCAAGGAAAAUCGUGGAAUGUCAGAAGAAGGUCCUAUUUCUCAUCUAUCAAACAAGGUUGAGAUCAUCAUGGAAGCUCACGCCAAUGGGCAAGUGUUUAGGUCUUAAUCCCAAGCAAGCCUUUAUGGAUGCUCGAGUUCGAUCUAUGUGGAGAAUCAAAGGAUCUUUGGAAACUAUUGAUGUAGGAAAAGGGAUUUUUUUCUAUAGAUUCUCUAUGGAGGAGGAUUACGAACGAGCUCUCUUUGGGGGACCAUGGUUUAUCCUAGAUCAUUACAUUAUGAUUACUACUUGGAGGCCAAAUUUUAGACCCUCUAUUAAUGAGUUUGAUAAAAUGACGGUUUGGGUUAGAUUUGCAGAAUUACCAGUUGAAUAUUACGAUAAAGAUGCGCUUUUUAGCAUUGCUAAGAUAGCAGGAAAAUCGAUAAGGGUGAAUUACGCGACCGAUAAAUUAACACGGGCCAGAUAUGCCCGAGUAUGUAUUGAGAUUGAUAUUCAAAAACCUCUAGUAACUAAGGUUUGGGUAGGAGGAGAUUGA